Magallana angulata is the source of this 1825-nucleotide messenger RNA. Its product is annotated as ultra-long-chain fatty acid omega-hydroxylase-like. Bases 92 to 1696 code for a protein of 534 amino acids. Gene Ontology annotation, molecular function: iron ion binding; oxidoreductase activity, acting on paired donors, with incorporation or reduction of molecular oxygen; heme binding. Lineage: Eukaryota; Metazoa; Mollusca; Bivalvia; Ostreida; Ostreidae. The record is from RefSeq and is a predicted model, not a curated record. The transcript has 11 exons.
UAUCACUAUAUAUAUAGUCCAUGAGACUGUUUAGUUUACGUGUAAGUGGUCACACACUCACUGAUCGUGUGUCACACACUAAUCGGACAGUAUGGGUAUAGUGAAUGUGUAUCGACUGCUUAAGGACAAUUUCAUAGAGUUUGCAGCAGUAGGAAUAAUAACGUUUGUCUUCAUUUUACUGCUGAAACUCUUGAUACGUACUAUAAGCCUGAGAAAUGCAUUCAGGGGUUUCCCUGAGCCGGAAGGAAAACACUGGCUGCUGGGUCACAUGAAAUUCUUUUUGGGCAAAGGAGGCAGCAACGCACGACUCCAAAGAGCCAUAGAAUGGACAGCCAAAUACCCCAAGUUUUUCAUCACAUACUUCGGGCCUACAAGAGUGUCCUGUACCCUCAACCACCCAGACACCGUCAAAAUUCUCCUCAAAGGGGCAGACCCAAAGCCCGUUGGAUUUGGAGGAGCUUAUCGGCACGCCCUUCCCUGGCUGGGGGAGGGGCUCCUGAUCGCCGGGGGUAAGAGGUGGGCAAGAUCUCGGCGGUUACUGACCCCCGCGUUCCAUUUUGACAUCCUCAAGCCCUACAUUGGCGUAUAUAAAGAAUGCGCAGGUCUGCUGGAGAGAAACAUACAAAGGUUUGCUAAGGAGGGUAAGGGCUUUGAGGUGUUCAGUCAGGUGUGUCUGUGUACCCUGGACAUCAUACUGAGGUGUGCCUUCUCUUACCAGACAGACUGUCAGGAGCAAACUGGCGAGGUCCAUCCAUAUGUAAAAGCAGUCAACGAGAUUGCAGAGCUUUGGUUUUACAGAAACAGAUCCCCUUGGCUGUACCCUGAUUUUAUCUUCUAUAACACAGCGGAUGGAAAACGUUUUAAGAAGAAUUGUCAAUAUGUCCACGACGUAGCAGCUGACGUCAUGCAAAAGAGACGGAAAGAGCUGGAAGGCCUAGAUCUGAAGUCCAAGCGCUACCUAGAUUUUCUGGACAUCCUCCUCACGGCAAAAGACGAAAACGGGGUGGGGCUCUCUGACGAGGAAAUUCGCAAUGAGGUGGACACUUUCCUAUUCGAAGGCCACGAUACCACAGCCAGUGCAAUAUCAUGGAUUCUGUUCUCACUCGCCGAAAACCCGGAAUAUCAGAUCGAAUGUCAGGAAGAAAUAGACAGGGUUAUAUCAGAGACUAAGGAUGGAGAUUUGGGAUGGGAAGAUUUAAGCAAGCUAACGUUUCUAACACAAUGUAUCAAGGAGGGCAUGCGUCUACACUGCCCUGUUCCCUUCGUCGCCAGAAACAACACGGUGCCACUUAACAUCGAGGGCCACACGAUACCCCCCGGAACCUUUGUGGCGGCCAGUAUCUGGUGUCUCCACCACAACCCGACCGUGUGGGGCCCGGACCACAUGCAGUACAAACCCGAGAGGUUUUCCAAAGACAAUCUCGCCAAGCUGGAUUCUUUUGCAUUUCUGCCGUUUUCUGCAGGGCCAAGAAAUUGCAUCGGACAACACUUUGCACUUAAUGAGGAAAAAAUAGUCCUAGCCAAACUUCUUCACAGAUUUUCAUUCUCAUUGGAUAAGGACCACAAAGUGGAGCAUAAUGCAGUGGCGGUGAUGAGGGCACUGAACGGCAUACGGCUGUAUGCUAAAGAACGGCAGCAAAUAGACUUGUCCCAACAGAACAAAGCAGGAACAAGGAAGCAAAGAAACGAAGUAUAGCUUCUAUGUAAUGACUAAUGACUGACUACAAUCCAAUUACCAUGUGUCUGUUCAGAAAUCAUUGUGAAAAGAUUUCUUCAUGUCUUUAUGUUCAAAUAAAAUGACAAUUAAAAUUUUAAAGAAAGAAAA